AAUUAACUACACUUCUCGUAGGCAUGUACAAAUUUAUUAGAUUCUUUACCUAAUACUCGUACCUGUUGCUGACAUAUCUAGAAUCAUGAUUUACGUACUCGUAAUUUAUUUCUGCAUUGAGUAUGUAAUUGAUACCUAUACUUUUGACGUUGAAGUAUAAAAAUGCACUUUGUACAUUUUUUCGUUUCUUAAACGAGCGUGGAUAUUUUUGUGUCGUAUUCGAUUUAGUUUCAUUAAUAUAUCGUCAUGGUGUGUUCUCACUCGCGAUUUUUUUAAAUUAAAUAUUAGUUACUUGAUUAAAUUUGUCAAAUGAGUUCGGAUUCAUUCGAUCGAGUUUUUUGAAAAAAGUGUUCUAGUUUCGUGUACCUAUCUUCCACUUUGCCUGAAAAAAAUGGCAAAUUUCCUACAACAAGUGACCGUGGAACCGUCUUUUUUCAUCAACACUCUUCUCUUCAACUGGAUAGACGGUUUCGAAACCAAUUUAUUUCUUCAAAAAUCCUGCCGAUAUAACCGAACAGUCGAGCCGGACUUGAACACCAAGUGCGACGAUGAAAGAGCCGGAGUUUUAUUCAUCUCAGAAGUCACUUCCAAGUAUCGUUUCGCUGCUAUGUUUUUUGCCACUAUUGUUACAAUAUUCAGUACAACUUGGAGCGAUAAAGUUGGUCGAAGAAGAAAACCCCUGAUUCAUAUCGUAACUCUCGGGCAAAUAUUAAUUUUUUUAUCGGGUUGUUUAAAUUCGUAUUUUUGGCAUUGGUCACCUACUGUAGUAGCCAUAACAUCUACGAUUUUGUACGGCUUGAGUGGAGGAUCCUAUCUGAUGAUAGUGGCAUGUCAAAUAUACCUUUGUGACGAAAAUAAUGCCGAAAAUCGUACCAUGAAACUAGGAUUCAUCAGAGCUAUUCAAUCGAUUUGUAUGAUAUUAGGAAAGGGGUCGUCCGGAAUCAUUCUACGUAGAAUUGGAUUUUUCUACAGUUAUUUGUUGUGUCUGAUUUUGGCUAUAGUUUCUUUGAUCUUUGGAUUUAUUUUCAUAAAAGAUAAUUCCACAGUGGCCGAAAAGGACUUUCGUUUUUAUCAAGUUUUCAACGUGAAACGUACAGUAUUAAAUAAUUUCAAAGUUGUAUUUCAUAAAAAAUUAGGACGUAAAAGGGUGAUUGUUUCGUUGCUUAUAUUGGCCAAUACUGCUGUUAAUUUCACCAAUUUUGGUGAAUUGUCAAUAUUAUACCCGUAUCUUAGGUAUAGAUUUGGAUUUGACGAACAGAAAUACAGCGUUUUUUCAUUUUAUAGAUUUUCGCUGGCAACAUUAGGUACUUUAUUCUGCUCGAUUAUCUUGAGCAAAUGUUUGAAAGUUCACGAUGGACUGAUUGGUAUCUUGGCUGGAUCUUUUGACUUGGUAGCCAUCACGUUAUUGCUGUUGGCCACUCAAAUUUGGCAGAUUUUUACGGUUCCUUUAUUAGAUAUAUUUCAUGGCUGUGUUAUGGUGAUUCCUGUAUCGUUCAUGAGUAAAUAUUUCAACGUGAAUGAAUUAGGUCGACUACAAGCUGUAAAUGGAGUAUUUGCAUUACUAUUCCCUUUCACUUUCCCCGCAUAUAAUGCCAUUUUCAAGUCAACGUUGGAUACUUUUCCUUCUGCAUUUUGUCUUCUCAGUGUUGGCAUAGAUGUAGUGAUCAUCUUAUGCUUUUGUUUAUCUUAUUUCUUCAGUACAAAAAUCCAAGACGAAAAUCCGAAAGGGGCUCGAGAAGAGACUCGUGGUAUGAUACCUAGCCAUAAAACUUGAAAUUAGUUGGAAGGUAUUAGGUACUUGAGGGAAUCUCCAGGUUGAUACAGAUUUAACUAUAUUUUUGCUCCGAAACCUUAUCAAUGAAAAAUCGAUUGCUCAGUUUCAAAAACACCAAUGAUUUGAUAUUUUGCAAAUUUCUAGACAUGGGAAUAAAUAAGAAAAUAUAACACAUAAAUAUUCUUCAGAGAACCUUUAUUUUAAAAAAAAAUAACACCAAUCAACCAUUCAUUCUCAAAGACAACCUAAUCCUCAAAGCUAUAAAACUCAGCAAAUGAAAAAUUACAUAAAUACAACACAUGGAAAUUAUAUUCCGUCGCAAAUUCUCACCAUCGAUAUCCAUAAACUUCAAGACUUCCUGUCCGUUUCUCAAACAUGGCACUUCUGGAGACUUCGAACACUGAAUAUACCCCACUCCUUCGAAAUAUGCAAUCAGCAGACACUCGAAAGCGUAAGUAACCCACGAAAUGUACCGAAUCCAUCGAAAUAUUACAGGAAUCGAGCUGAUUCUCAUUACCAUUCCAGAAAAUGGAUAGGAUAAUGUUUUCAUGAUCAGUAUGCAAGA
Messenger RNA from Planococcus citri (citrus mealybug), 2339 nucleotides. RefSeq lists its product as uncharacterized. Gene Ontology annotation, molecular function: transmembrane transporter activity. NCBI's taxonomy places the organism in Eukaryota, Metazoa, Arthropoda, Insecta, Hemiptera, Pseudococcidae. Bases 392 to 1774 code for a protein of 460 amino acids. Gene Ontology annotation, biological process: transmembrane transport. The record is from RefSeq and is a predicted model, not a curated record. Gene Ontology annotation, cellular component: membrane. The transcript has 7 exons.